CUUAUUUAUUCUUCUUCUUCAUUGAUAUUAUCAUUGACUCUUUUUUCUAUUUAUAUAUAAUAACUCCUUUCCUUUUUCUUUUUAUUAUUAUCUUUUAUUAUAAUUAUUCCAUCUUUUGAACUUCUUUAUUCAUCAUGUCUUCAACAAAAGAAAAGAAAGCUUUUAUGACACUCGAUCAAAGCUCCAUGCCAAACUUUAACUCUUCAUGGGUUAAUUAUAAAGGUGCUUGGUCAACUACUAUCUUUGUCGUUAUUGCUCUCAAAGCCUUAUUUACGGUGAUACCAUUCAUUAGUCCUGAAGCUAGUUGGACUUUAACCAAUCUUUCUUUUAAUCUUGGACAUUAUAUCAUGUUUCAUUGGGUACAAGGAAUUCCGUUUGAAAAUAAUCAAGGUGCUUAUGAUGGAUUAACUUUAUGGGAACAAAUCGAUGGUGGUGUACAAUUUACAGCAACAAGAAAAUUCUUAACUGCUGUUCCUAUUUGUUUAUUCCUUUUAAGUACACAUUAUACACAUUACGACGUCUUUUUAUUUGGUAUUAACUUCACUGCUUUAUUGGUUGUAUUGGUGGCAAAGUUACCUAUCAUGCAUCGUGUUCGAGUCUUCGGUAUCGGUAAAGUGGAUUAUGAUAUGGACUGAAAACUCUCCUCUUCUCUCCUCUUUUCUUUUCCUCUUUUUUUUUUUUUUUUUAUUUUGCCUGGAUUGUAU
This is a messenger RNA of Halteromyces radiatus, 704 nucleotides long. RefSeq lists its product as uncharacterized. NCBI's taxonomy places the organism in Eukaryota, Fungi, Mucoromycota, Mucoromycetes, Mucorales, Cunninghamellaceae. The coding region runs from base 135 to 635 and encodes 166 amino acids. The record is from RefSeq and is a predicted model, not a curated record. Gene Ontology annotation, biological process: negative regulation of ceramide biosynthetic process; ceramide metabolic process; intracellular sphingolipid homeostasis. The transcript is spliced from 4 exons. Gene Ontology annotation, cellular component: endoplasmic reticulum membrane.